Messenger RNA from Passer montanus (Eurasian tree sparrow), 979 nucleotides. Its product is annotated as KH domain-containing, RNA-binding, signal transduction-associated protein 1-like. Gene Ontology annotation, biological process: regulation of alternative mRNA splicing, via spliceosome. The coding region runs from base 78 to 965 and encodes 295 amino acids. The record is from RefSeq and is a predicted model, not a curated record. Gene Ontology annotation, cellular component: nucleus. Gene Ontology annotation, molecular function: poly(A) binding; mRNA binding. NCBI's taxonomy places the organism in Eukaryota, Metazoa, Chordata, Aves, Passeriformes, Passeridae. The transcript is spliced from 8 exons.
UUGAAAAAAUUCAGAAGGGUGAGACAGCCAAGAAGGAGGAAGAAGAGAAUUACCUGGAUUUGUUCUCCCACAAGAACAUGAAACUGAAGGAACGAGUUCUGAUCCCUGUCAAGCAGUACCCCAAGUUCAACUUCGUUGGGAAGAUUUUGGGACCCCAAGGCAACACCAUAAAGAGGCUUCAGGAAGAAACUGGUGCAAAAAUCUCUGUGCUGGGGAAAGGUUCCAUGAGGGACAAAGCCAAGGAGGAGGAGCUGCGCAAGGGCGGCGACCCCAAGUACGCCCACCUCAACAUGGACCUGCACGUUUUCAUCGAGGUCUUCGGGCCGCCCUGCGAGGCCUACGCCCUCAUGGCCCACGCCAUGGAGGAGGUCAAGAAGUUCCUGGUCCCUGACAUGAUGGACGACAUCUGCCAGGAGCAGUUCCUGGAGCUCUCCUAUCUCAACGGGGUCCCGGAGCCCAACCGCGGCCGAGGCGUCCCCGGGCGGGGCCGGGGGGCAGCCCCGCCUCCCCCUCCCCCUGUGCCAAGGGGCCGCGGGGUCUGCGCCCCGCCCCCGCGGGGGGCGCUGGUGCGGGGGGCCACACGAGUGUGGCUCACCCCUGCCAGCCCCGGGGCUCCCUCUGCUGUGCCUGAGCCCUUUCCCUGUGGAUUCCCAGCAUUUCCAGGCUCUGCAAUCUGCUUUGGGUUGCAUUUGGUUCCUUUUGGGUCCUUCUGUGACACUUUUUUGUCCCCAUCCCCACAGGGCUACGAUGACACGUACGCAGAGCAGAGCUACGAGGGCUACGAGGGCUACUACAGCCAGGGCCAAGGGGAUACAGAAUAUUAUGAUUAUGGACAUGGGGAGGCACAGGAAACCUAUGAAGCUUAUGGCCAAGAUGACUGGAAUGGAACCCGGCCCUCCCUGAAGGCCCCCCCAGCCCGGCCAGUCAAGGGGGGCUACAGGGAGCACCCCUACGGCCGCUACUAACCCCAAAACCGGGG